Scheffersomyces coipomensis is the source of this 840-nucleotide messenger RNA. RefSeq lists its product as uncharacterized. NCBI's taxonomy places the organism in Eukaryota, Fungi, Ascomycota, Pichiomycetes, Serinales, Debaryomycetaceae. Bases 1 to 840 code for a protein of 279 amino acids. The record is from RefSeq and is a predicted model, not a curated record. The transcript has a single exon.
AUGUUAUUAUUAGGUUUAUCAUUAUUUUUAUCAUUAACGUGGGGAUUUGAAGUAAAUAUUGAUGGUUUAUCUCAAUUUGUUCCCGUACCAGAAGUCUUAUCAAAUAUAGUAGUAUCAACUACAGAUAAUAAAUAUAUCAAUUCCAUUCAAAAAGCCUUCAAUUUAGAAUUCAGUCAAUGUAUAGUGAACACAGAGAAGAAUAAUGAGACUUAUCAACAUGUUGAACUAUUUAAUAAUGAUGAGAAACUUCUACAAUGCUCCCUUUUGAAUGAUGUAUAUGAAAAUUGCCAAGACGCUGGUUUAAAAGAUAAUAAUUUUUGGUUUUUCCAGUUAUUAAUUGAAUCCACAUGUAAAGAGGCCAGUGAUAAUGAAGAAAAUUCAAACAUUUAUCAAGCAAAUGGAGAAGCUGAACAGAGUGAAGAUUCAUUGAAGAAAGAGAGCCUUCGAAAAAGAUUACUUGAUCCAAGAUUUAAAAAUAUUAAUUUUGAUGAAUAUUAUAAUAAGAAUUUACCCAAGGCAAUGUCAUAUGAUUGUGGUUUAAUGCUGGCAUUGAAGACUACUGUUGCUACUGACCCUAAAGUCUUGACAAGGUAUACUUCUUCAUUCAUAGUUGCUGGAGCCAUAGAGACUCAUCUUACAACCUUGGAAUUGAUCAAAGUAGUUGGUUUACCACAACCUCUGAUGGUGAUUGCCAAAAGGGAUAUUGAUGAGAUAACAUUCAACUAUACAUCCACCUCUUCGUCAGAUGACAAGUUCAACAACAAUCAAAACACUUUGUUUCUGACUUUAAUAUUUACCUUUAUCCUUAUAUAUCUCAUAUUCCAAUUAUCAUUAAAUUAA